Messenger RNA from Anopheles maculipalpis, 6791 nucleotides. RefSeq lists its product as uncharacterized. The transcript has 4 exons. Lineage: Eukaryota; Metazoa; Arthropoda; Insecta; Diptera; Culicidae. The coding region runs from base 18 to 6791 and encodes 2257 amino acids. The record is from RefSeq and is a predicted model, not a curated record. Gene Ontology annotation, molecular function: protein binding.
GCAAACUAAGGCUAGCGAUGGAAUCCCAGCGAAUACUAUCCUCACCGUCGAACGGUGAUGACACGGAAACCGAUUCUAUCAGCUGUUACGUGGUAGAAGGGGCGGACCUAUCAUCGACCGCCGAAGGCGUACAGUACCGGCUGAAUGGUGGUGAAGCCGAGCACGGGGAUGACCAUUUGCGAAAGGGACUGAAUCGCAUCUCGAGCGAUUCGGCGUCCACUUAUGAAAUGGUGGACGGUGGGAGUCCUCAGUCACCUGCGUCCGGUACUAGCGACGGUCACGGUGUGGACGGUGACGAUGAUGACGAUGGCGAGGAGGAGGAGGAGGAGGACGAAAUGUGGAGCAAUAUUGUGCGCAUAAAUAAUGCGACGGCCGCUACGGUGGCCGAACUGGCGGGCAGUGUGGCAGCGGGUCGGGCUGCUGCGGAUGAUGGAUUGGCGAACGAAAUCGAGUACGAAGUGCAGGAGGGCAGUGAGCAGGAACUUCUGAACCGCGACGGUGGAGAAUUAUUGCAGCGCAAACAGCGAUACGAUCUGGCACGCUCGUCCACGAAGGAGGAGAAACAGCGCCACAAUGAGGAAAUAGUGAUCAUGAAAUCGAACUCACUCUCUUCCGAUACAACGCCCGCGACUAAUUCGUGGGAACCGGUGGAUGGUGUCGGUACCGAGCCGGAGCUAGAGGUGGACGGUGAUCCACAGCAGGAGAUAACGACGGGCGUAUCAGCGCCCACUUUCUGUGGUCCUUCGAAACCGUGCUUCAUAGACGCAUCGUCACUGUUUGACGAUGAUGAGGUGGUUUAUCCAUCGUUCCAGGAAAGUUCCUGCCCAAGCCACCGCUCAAAGGUGGAGGAAGCAACAGCAAGUGAAAGCAGCGUACAACUGGCAACGAUUCUGUGUGACGAAGUGGGCGAACGGGUGACAAAACCGAUCGAGGUGAAGGAUCAAUUUUCGGCCGGUCCGUCCAACAAUUAUAUAGCGAGCAAGUUUGAGAAGCUUGCCGAAUCGAACCAUUCUACCGAACCAACCGGUAACGAUAACGAUCGUGAGGAAGUGCUCGCACGCCAGGAAGCUGAACGAAAGCAGGGCACCUUUCUGUUUCAAAACUCGAUUCAGCAAUAUUCGGGCCAUCUGUUGGAUUCUAGUUUGCAGUUCGCACCGGAGGAAGCGUACAGUGAUCUUUCCCUGCCGAGCGUGUACUCUUCGAGCAGUGAGCCAAAUUACGGUGAAUAUAGUUCACUAACGAUUAGCGAUAAUCAUCGAUAUUCGCUGGGAGGCUGUAGUGUGGCGACAACGGAUGAAAGAGGAGCAAGUGGACAGAUGGACAGCUUGCGUGGAGGUGGAACCUGUACUAGUGGAUACAAUUCUAGCUCGGCUGAUUAUAAUAGUCGCACGCAGGCCACGAGUGACGUAGAAUCUACAUCACACUAUCCAAACACACCGUUUAAUUCGAUCGUACAUGUCACGUCGGUUGCCGCUAUUCCCCCACAGGUGGUGUUGCACCGACAGGUGCAAGAGCUGAGUGAAGAUACGGGUAACGAUACAAGCCGGGCUAGUUCCGUGGAUCGAGAGUCACACUCCACACCGAUCCGCAUUCCAAAGCGUAUGCAAAAGCACGACGAAUCGGCACCGAUCGUGUCGGGCGGUGCGUCCAUUGAGGACUUUACACCGAAGCAGUGCGAAUCACCGUCCGUUCGUCGACGUACUGACACGUGCCCGAUUGUGUCGGGAGGCAGUAUCAGCUUCGAUGAUCCAACCGGCGAACGUACCGUUGCUCGGCAGUUAAGCAAGAGCGGAUCGGGUAAGUCGUGGGUCGUUGAUUUGAAAAAUUGUCCAGAUGAAGAGAUACCAUCAUCAGUAACAGCGAUGAAUUCGCUUGAACAUUCGGGCCAGCGGAGCCUUGGAUUUUUCGUCGAUUUGGGUAGCCUUAAGACGCCGGAGGAGGAAAAAUCGAUUACGGCGCUGGUGAACAGUAGACCGCGCCCGACGGCACACUCGGAGCUGAUGAAGAAAUCGACCGGAUUCUAUAUCGAUCUGUCGGAUGAUGGUAGUGAAAGUACUCGCAGUGCCACACCGAAGCUUGGAGGUUCAAAGCUUGAUACGCCACCGCCCUCAGCAUCCGCAAUGACGGGAUCGUCCAGGGGCGAAUCGGAAGACAGGCAGCCGGAUCGUAAGAAUAUGUUUUCGAUGUUUAUUGACUUUGGCGGAGAUCAGGCAAACAGCAAACCAGCCAUAAUGCCACGCAAGCUAUCAAUGCCACAGUCUGUGCUACCCGGAACAUCCAACGGGAAGGAAUCGAUCCGUCCGAGUAGUCUCGGACCGACGACAGGUGAAGAAACGAGCAAGCCUUACUACAUGUUCAUUGGUUCGCAGCCCGAUCCGCAAUCCUCGGUUAUGCGUCGUCCGCAUGGCAACGCGGCUAGCGGAACAGCUGUCAGGCACGAAUCAAAACGUCACUCGUGGAACACAACCGUCGGUGAGGGUGGCGGACUGGGUGGAAACUUUCACGAGCGUAGAAUUGCCACAAAUAGCGCUUAUCAGCGAUCGACGAGCGUAACAAGCGAUCGAGGCAUUAUGAACAUUCUGGACAAAAUUCCUCUCCUUUCGAAAACGUCCAGCAUGUCGAUCGAUUCGUCUGUUUCGCCGUUUGAAGAUUUCACCUGUUCAAAGUCGGAGCUGAGCACCUACUCGAACCAUUCGAUUUCUUCCAACUCGGCACACUCGAGCAACGAAUCAAAGGUAUCGCCGAAAGCCGGCGCCCAGGAAGGACAACCGAUGGAAGUGCCGGCGGACGGGAUGAUGGUAUCGUCUGCGAAGAAAAAGCGUAAAGAUGCAAAAAUAAACGAAACGUUCGACAAAAGCAGCCAAGGGUCGAUUACGGAUGGUAUUCUUUCGUCUAACGAGGAUGCAUCGCCAACGUCAACCACAACCGACACGGACGAUGUAACGUUUCAAAACAAUCCGGCAGAAGAAGAGGCACUGCUUAUUCUGCAGCAACCGGCAACUGCUGUGACCGCAAAGGAAACCCAGCAGCAAGCGAAACCAGAAGAACCAAUAAAGCUGUCCGCUAUUACCACGACCAGCAGCACCAGCAGCAGUACCAAACAGAUGGAAACGAUCGUCGAAACGGUGGAAUGUUCACCUCGGCAUACAGCAUCCACGGCACGGACUAAACCACAGCACACGAUGGAAACGCUACAUGCUACGAUCGAGAAACAGAAGCAACUGCUCGAAACCGUCUCGGAGAAUGUGGAAUCGCAUGCGUCCACCACGGCGACGUCUUCCUUUGUGAAGCUGUCCGACAUGGAUAAACCACCGUCGGCGGCGGCGUCAAAUCAGUUUAUUACGACCAAAUUUGAGCUUCAUUCGAGCAGUGGUGGUGGGAGUGGCGGUGGAAGUGGCAACAACAUGUCCAACUCGGCCGGUUCCAGUCGAGUAGCGCGGCUGUUCGAAUGUCAAAAGUACAACACGAUCGGGUCGGCGAUCGGUGCCAGCAGCCAAGCGAUGAGACAGCAGCAGCAGCAACAGAAGGCAUCGAACUACUAUCACUCGAACGGUGGAGUAACGUCGAUGGAGCGACACUCGUGGAAUAUGUCUCGCUCGACUGGCAACAACUUUGUGAGCCUCAUCUCGUCUUCGGUGGAAAAUUCCCGUUCGCUCAGUCGGUUGUUUCCGCACCUGUCGAAAGCUUUCAGCAGCAGUCUUCCUUCCGACGUGGGUAUGAAUGGUAUGGGACGUAGCGGGCAUCAGGAUGGCAACGAGAUGAUGCAUUCGGACUUUUCCUGUACAUCAAGUAUCACCUCAAGCCGAUCCGGUAUUGAAUCCAUCGAUGAGUCCAUCUCAAGCCGACAGCCGCGCCGCCUUGGUGAGGAUCUGUUGAAGAUGUUCCUUCAGGAGAUUGCCACCGACGUGACGAUCGAGGUCGAGACGAAGAAGAUGCGUGCGCAUAAGUGCAUACUGCGAUCGCGUUGCCAGUACUUUGCGGCAAUUCUCGCCGGGAGUUGGGUGCAGAAUGCGGGCAACGUGAUCGCACUGCCCGGCUACUCGUACGCGGCAGUGCACUUUGCGCUGUGCCACAUCUACUCUGGUGCCUCCCAUCCGCCGGAAGGCAUCAGUCUGAUGGAACUGGCUGCACUGUCCGAUCUUCUUGGUCUCGAGGGGCUGAAGGAGGUUACCGCGUACGCACUGAAGACGAACUACUGUCACAAUUUCCACAAGCCCUGUGUCGGUUGUACGGAUGGUGUGUUGCAAGUGCUGCCAGUUACGCUAAACCAUGGUCUGGACGAUCUCUAUCGCAAGUGUUUGAAGUGGGUCUGCCGGCAUUAUGUGAAGAUUUGGUCCCAGAAGCAGUUCUCGCAGCUUCCGCUGGAUGCCGUGCAUCGCUGUAAGCAGCAAAUUGUGGCCCAUCUCAACUCCGAAAGUGUUCUUACUACGAUACUGGACAGUGAGCAGCUGCUAACGCUACUGCACCCGUACAAGUGGUCGAUUGAGGUGGAAAAUGUCGUGCGCGAUAUACUGGACACGGCGUACGAUUACAUUGCGGAUCACUUUGCCUCGUUACUGGCCAGCGAUAGCUUCCUUUCCCUGGGACAAAACUAUCGCUGGGCAAUUCCACAUCUGGAACCGAUCCUGCUGCCCGCCGCUAACAACCUCAGCCCGGAUCAGGCCUGCAAAAGCUACCCGAGGGCAACGCGGCUACAGAAGCUGCUACAGGCCAAGGUACUGACCAUGACAACCACAACCACCACUUCAACACCGAUGUCAUCGAGUGAUAAUACGAACGUUGUGAACAUCUACGAGAAACAAACGAAGGCCAGCGAUGCUGGUGGCACUCGCAAAGAGGUGGAUUACAAUCUGCAGGAGGAAGAAAUGGACUGGUGCGAUGAGUUUGUCGGCAUGGUUAAUGCCAUCCUGUCCGCCGUGGAACAAUGCUUGAUACGGCAGUGUGCUCGUGCCAUGCGUGUUAGCUCCUGGCAGCGGAUGGAUGUGGAACUUCGGAACAAGAUUCAAAAGCUAGCCUGCCUAAUGGAAACGACCGAUGAACGAAAGUCCCGAUCGCGGUAUUCGUUCUCAUCGCAAACGUCCUCCUCAUCGUCGGUGCAUUCGCGUUCGAACGAUAUGCGGCAGGUGCGAUUGGCUAUACAAGCGCACACCAAGCGUACCCUCGAAAAUGGCCCAUCGAACCACAAUCAAUACAACAACAAUCGAACACAACAAACGCAAACGAUCAAUACGCAUCAGAACGAAUUGAAUGCCGCAUUGUUGAGUUCGCAUAAACUUGCAAAACAUUAUGCAACGCACGAAGCAUCAGCGGCGGCGGCGAUUCCUGUUUUGGAGCGUGAACGAUUGAAACACCAACAGCAAGCGCUAGAAAAUGGCCGCCUUUCGAAAACCGCUUCAAAGACCCACGUUCCAGAGGGAGGAAAGAAAUCUUCCGCAUCGCUUGCCAACGGUCGCCAAGCUGCCAAUGGUAUCCGAAUGGGUGUGCUUUCCAAAGCACCAAACGUUGCCCAACCGACGGUCCCUCACAAACGAUCGCAAUCGGAAGAUCAUGCGAAUCUUAAACCUACCGUUGCUUCCGGCAAACCGGAACCAUCAAACAACAUGCGCACCAAGCUAAGCAACGUCAAGCCACGAUAUCUCGAACCAAAGAAACCUAAAAAUGCGGCCAAUCUGCACGCACAGAACAACAUUUCCUCCAGUGGCAGCUCCACCCGAACGUCCAGUCCGGCGAUGGGCACGCGCAAGAUAACGUCAAAGCUGCAACAGAAUCACGGUCACGAAUCGAAUCUCUCGCUCGACAGUCUAUCCUCACCGGCCAAAUUGAAGAAUGCAUCGGCCAAACCGCCGACCAACCGUGCGACCAUCGGUGAAAUGGAUGUUUCAAUCGACUCGCUGGCAGAGUCAUUGAAAUCUCACUCGAUCAAAACGAGCAACACGCUGUCCCACGAAUCCCUUAUCUAUCAGGAGUAUUUUAAACCGAAAGGUAUGAACACUGUCGAUCAGCAGCAUCCGCCCUCGUCCCAACACGCUAAGAAUGGUCUCGUAAAGGAUAAGGAUCAUCAUCGUGAAAAGCGCCUAAAUGGCGGCAAAGCGGCAAACACGCUUACUACGCGCCUGUUAAGCGGUGGGCUUAAAACGAAUCAUUCGGCAUCCUCAAUCCCGUCCGGAGUAAGUGCCCGCUCGAAUGGAAUCAAUCGAACCGCGUCUUCAGCAAGCGUUGGUUCGAAUGGUGGAUCGGGAUUAGUAAAGCGUAGCUUCCUUUCCCAACGAUCGCGUGAAAUUUUGGCCCGCCGUACGCACGAACCAAAAUCGAACUCAACUAAUUCGAGCAACAAAUCUGCCGCGUCAUCGCCGAGUUUGCUACUAACGCGCGAUAAAUCAUCGGGCAGUGAUAUCGCGAAAUCGGGUUCGUCCGCUUCACUUACAACACCCAGCUCCGGCUCGCGGAAGGUGUUCAACACAACGCUACAUCUGCGACGCACGGCCAAAUUGCCUGAGGGAACAGGCAACAACAGCAACCGUGUUUCGAUUGCAGGUCAGGAACGGAAAGGUGAUAAAAGCACGUCGAAGGGAGCCGCAACAGCAAACCGCACGAAGGCAGCUUCAGGCGACGGUCGAAUCUCACUGAAAGGAACUGUGAUGGAAAAUAAUUGUGCCGUUCCGCCGGAGGUAGGUGACGGGCAAAUGGAUGUACCGGUAAUUAUGGAACGUAUCGAAUCAAAGCUCGAACGUUCAAAUACGUUUUCGAUCGAUGCUGCCGAUCAUCCGCUGUCACUGCAAAUGUUAGAGUGA